Phyllotreta striolata is the source of this 2506-nucleotide messenger RNA. The record is from the annotation of a GenBank genome assembly. NCBI's taxonomy places the organism in Eukaryota, Metazoa, Arthropoda, Insecta, Coleoptera, Chrysomelidae.
GUCAAGUUCAGUAAUGGCGAAUGUUGUUUUUCUGUUACGUUUUUAAUAUUUUUAUUUUUAUUAAGUGUUCUCGGAUAAUUGCAUAGGUUUCGUUUGAAAAAUGCCUUUAAAACGCGUUUCAAAAAACUCGGGUUCGGCGAGAAAAAUCCAAAGGGUGAGGGUUACAAAAUCUACCGACGAUCAAAGCAAAGAAAAACCUAAAGGAGAGUCGUCUGCCAAAAAGGAUGAAUCAAAGAUGACCCUUUGUACAAUUCCCGCAGUCAAUCCGAGAGCCACAAGAAGACCCGGAAGGCCUCCCAGCGGCAAAUCAUGCAACGUGCCCGUCAGGCAUAGAGAAAUGUCCGCUAAAGUCCGGUCCACAUACAGGAGGAGCUUGGAUCCUUGCGAUAAUUCCAACGACAGCGGCAUAGGUUUCGGCGACCAUCACAUGGACCAUCAUCAGCAUAGUAUCGGUAGCGAAAGAUUAACGUGGACGGGCGAAAGGGCGGAACCAAAAAGGCCUAAACUCGAUAUUAAAUUGGAAAAUGAAGAUCUCAACGAUGGUUAUUGUUUUCCGGAGAGUGUCAGAACCUGUAAAGAUAAUAAUUUAUCGUUAAUCAGAACAGCACCGACCAGUACAGUACCUUCUCUCAGCGUAUCGUCCAAUAGCGGCGGCGCCGUGGGCAGGGCCGUACCCAGAUGCGUUCCUCUGUCGAGCAGACAGCCUUCUUCGGGACCCAUGCCGCUCACCACGCAGCUGAUGAACGCUUCCCGUUACAUGGAAGUAUCCCUGCAAAUCGUCAAGCAACCGGAGCAACAGCACAGGGCCCGUUACCAAACAGAAGGCAGCCGAGGGGCCGUCAAGGAUAGAGAAGGAAACGGUUUUCCCAUCGUACAAUUAGUCGGCUACUUCAAACCCGCCAUACUGCAAGUGUUCAUCGGCACGGACGUGGGCAAAGUGGCGCCGCACAUGUUCUACCAAGCGUGCAAGGUCAGCGGGAAAAACUCGACGCCCUGUUUGGAGAAGAAAAUCGACGGGACGUGCGUCAUCGAGCUGCAACUGGACCCGUCCAAGGACAUGAGCGCCACGUGCGAUUGCGUCGGCAUCCUAAAGGAGAGGAACGUCGACGUCGAACACCGGUUUCCCGACCAGUUGGGUAACAGGAGCAAAAAGAAGUCGACCAGGUGUCGCAUGAUAUUCAGGACGACCAUCACGCUGGACGACGGGGCGCAGGAGACGCUGCAAGUUUGCUCGCAACCUAUCGUUUGCACUCAACCUCCGGGUAUACCAGAAAUUUGCAAAAAGUCAUUGACGUGUUGUCCGGCCACCGGCGGUUUGGAGCUGUUCGUCCUCGGCAAAAAUUUCCUCAAAGACACUAAAGUGAUUUUCCAGCAGUACGAAGAUGGACAGGUCCGUUGGGAGCAAUCCGUUGUUCCGGAUAAGGAAUAUUUACAACAGACGCACUUUGUUUGUGUAGUACCGCCAUAUCGAAGACCUGACAUAACCGAGCCGAUCGCCGAACCGGUACCGGUUAGGUUAUGCGUAGAGUCUAGCGGUAAAAGAUCAGAAACACAUCAGUUUGUAUAUACACCCGUAAACGGGGUGCCGAGCGUUAUGGUGGAGCCGGCGCCGCCCCAGGCCCAGGCGCCCCCGUUUUUCAAGAGCAACUUCUGGCACUCGUCGGUUUCGAUCAGCAAGCGGGAGCAGGACCUCGACAUGAUGCCGCCGCCCGAGUCCAGCAUGGUGCCCAUAUCGACGAGACGGCCGUCCGUCAACAUGCCCUGCACCAGCGACACGCACUCGCCGCCGUUGCACGGCCUCAAGCAGGAGUACAUCGACGAGAGCAGCCAGGGCUCCAUCAUCGAGCAGGAGCGCUACCGGCACCUGUCGGAGAGCUCGCUCGACGUCCAGCACGGCGACUCCAACAUGUCGAUGAUCAACGACAACUCAAUGAUGAGUCACAUGAACGAGAAUUCCAACAUCAGCGUGGGCAACGACGAUCCGGUGUGCAUCAACAGAGCGAAUUCCAUCUGCGAGAAUUCCCUGGAUUGCGCCAACUCGAAUAUGUCGUCGAUGAACGAAGACAGCACUUGCAGCACUGCCAUUAACAUUAACACUACCACGACGCUUUCUACGCUGUUGAGCGAUAAGUCCACGACUAUGGAGAAAGUGAUGGAUUUGCGCAUGAAAAUGCCCAUCGUCACCGUAGCGGAUUUGGUGAAUACCACAGCACCCUCCAUCGCCGCCUUGCAGAGAUUCGGUAUAAUGGAACACCCGACGGCGCCGCUGCCCAACCAGAGCGCCCAGAGCGUGGAGAGCUACCUGAACAAAAUAGAGGCCAAGCCCAGCCUCAUACCCUUGACCAAUCCGACGGGUAUGCUGAUGAAGAACGACCUCAGCCAGAGGUUGACCCAAGCGCAAGGUCUCUUGACUACCAGAGAGCCUAUAUUCCCCAGCACGGCGAGGCCGUUUAUGUCGAGCACCACUCAAAACGAAGCCAUGAAUAUAGUGGCUAAAUCCGAGAGC